CCCAUUCACACCCCUCUCCUUGCCGUUCCACGCUCCAGGACCUCACACAAAGACACGCCGCCCCAUUCAAAACAUAACCAAAAUGGGCGCUCACCUAUCCGGUCUGGCCUACACUGCCGCGCGCGUCGCUAGUUACGUCGUCAAGAACCCAAUCUCGUCCGCCUUCCACGCCGUCACAGCGAUCUCCUUCCUCGCCCCUGGCUUUGUCUCCGGACCGCUGCUAGCAUGGGCCGGUUUCGGUAGCAAAGGACCAGUCGCAGGUGCGAUUCACAGGGAAAACAUCCGAAUAACUGAGCGGGAGCUUACUUAUUGCGCACAGCGACUAUAGCUUCGAGCGUCCAGUCCGUUAUCGGGUCGGUUGGUGCGGGUGGCAAGUUCGCGACACUUCAGUCGGCCGCCGUAAGUGGCAGCAGCAACUCUGCCAGAGCCUUUACUAAUUGUUUG
This is a messenger RNA of Trematosphaeria pertusa, 444 nucleotides long. RefSeq lists its product as uncharacterized. The record is from RefSeq and is a predicted model, not a curated record. NCBI's taxonomy places the organism in Eukaryota, Fungi, Ascomycota, Dothideomycetes, Pleosporales, Trematosphaeriaceae. Bases 83 to 328 code for a protein of 81 amino acids. The transcript has a single exon.